AUGUGGAACCACGUGAAACCAUUUUUAGGGCACCUGGUUUUUCAAAUCUACAACUUUAAUAUUAAUCUAACAGCCAAGUCUAAAUUAGUUCCUACGCUGUCGAAGCCGACAACCAAAAAAGAGGACGAGUUGAGGAAAGUGGCCAAGCAAGAAAGGAAAGAAAUAUUUCAUAAGUACACCGUUGGGCGUGACAGAGUAACAUUGGAGCCAUGGGACGACCCUGAAUACGAGAUAUACAAGACGACGGAUCGAUACGGCUUCAUCCACAAAACUGCCUUACCAAAAGCGCUGUCGAUGAAGGAGGUCAAGCACAAGCAGACUGAGAUGAAGAGGACGCAAAAAUGGCGGAAGAUGAUCACCAAGUGGGAGGAGUCACUGCCGGGGGAGAAGAAGUCCAACCAGCAACAACAACAGACACACACUCGCAGAGUUUGUCUGAUUGGCGGAAAUCUGUUCGCGUUCGAACCCGGUCACUGUCGAGGCAGCAAAAAGAGAUUGUACAAAGGAAUUCCGGAUUCCUUGCGGGGCCGCGUCUGGAACUUGCUCCUGGAAAUUCCCAGGAUGAAACAGGAGCAGGCAGGCGUCUAUGACAGGCUAAAACUUUUGGCUCCGAGGCACGGAUACGACGCCAGACAGAUCGACCUAGAUAUCAACAGAACCUACCGAAAUCACGUGAUGUUCUACAGGAGAUAUGACGUCAAGCAGCAGGACCUGUUCUGGGUGCUAUCUGCCUACUCGGCAUACAACGUUGAAGUUGGCUACUGCCAGGGCAUGAGUCAGAUUGCAGCCGUUUUACUCAUGUACAUGAACGAGGAGGAUGCUUUUUGGUCCUUGUCGGCACUCUUUAGCAAUAGAACACACGCCAUGCAUGGGUUUUUCAUUCCGGGAUUCCCCAAGUUGUUUCGGUUUCAGCAGCAUCAUGACAAGAUACUAGAAAAAUGUCUGCCAAGAGUGCACAAACACUUUUUGAAACAUUCCAUAUCAGCAACGUUGUACACCAUAAAAUGGUACCUGCAGUGCUUCCUAGAUAGGGUGCCCUUCAGUUUGACCUUGAGGUUGUGGGAUGUUUACAUGAAAGAGGGUGAACGAUUGUUGGUGGCCAUGGGCUAUACCAUUAUAAAAAUGUUUCAAAAGGACCUGACCCGCAUGUCCUGUGACGACCUGCUAAACUUCUUCCAACACCUCGACACUAAUCCGGUCUUCAAUUCUGGACCGGAAGCCGACGACGCCAUCUUGUUGAGUUUGAAAAACAACAUGGCGGAGCUGAAGAAACUGGGACUGGACCUGCCGCCGGAACCGGCCAACUGGUCGGACGAGUUGCCCAACUUGCCGUUCGGUGUGGCCGUUGAAAAUAAGGGUAGACCGGAAGACGACGACGAUGAUGAUGAUGAUGCCGACGAUGAACGAGAUGAUGAUGAUGAUGAUGGUAGAGGCAGAACAAUAUCGAAUGCCGGAAAGUUGAAGAAUGAUGACGACGGCGAUGACGUAACGGCGAAAAUGAGGUCAAACAAAAGUGGGUCAUCACGAAAAUCGUCGACAUCGUCAUCCAGGGCUAAGGACAAGCUGUCCAACGAUAACAGCCCAGCGAACGCGGACGUUAGGAAAGUUAGCAGCACUUUUUCCAAAAGUAGGUCAGCUAGGAAUUUGAAACGAGGUCAAAGUAUCAUUAUCAUACCUCCGGAUGGUGGGAGGGAGAACUUGAAGAUUGUGGAGGAAAGCGCGGCGUCCGUUGUUGAGGAUAAGUUGAGGUCGGCUGCAAAUGGCGUGCUCUCAAAUGACGUUCCUGUCGCUGCUGGGGCUGCAGUUGGGAAACACGCUGACCCUGGUGGCAACGACGAUGACGUAAUAUUAAAAGACUCAACAACAACAGCAGCAGCAACGAUGUUGGCGACGACAUCAACAUCAGCAACAGUGUUGGCAACAACAACAGCAACAGUGUUGGCGACGACAUCAACAUCAGCCGCAACAGCAAUUUCGACAGCGCCUGCAACAACUUCGUCUGGUGUUCUUACUGAUGGCAAUAACGGUAAUGCGACCAACAACAACAACAACAAUAAUAAUAAUAACAACAACAACAAUAAUAAUAACAACAAUAAUAAUAAUGACAGUUCAACAACAUUUCUAAACGGUGCUACUCGGCAACUGCAAUAUCACAACAACAACCAUAACAUCAACAACAACAACAACAACAACAACCAUAACAUUAACAACAACAGCAGCCAUAACAACAACAACAAAGUAUUCAUACAUGACAGAGAUUACGUAGCAAAAUUAUGAUAAGAACAACAACAGCAACAACAAUGACAGCCACUGCUGUAGUAUUAAUUAAAAUAAUAAUAUAUUAAUUUAUUAUUAUCAUUAU
Molecule: messenger RNA, 2362 nt
Organism: Helobdella robusta
Lineage: Eukaryota; Metazoa; Annelida; Clitellata; Rhynchobdellida; Glossiphoniidae
Exons: 13
Coding region: 1-2277 (758 amino acids)
Source: RefSeq, a predicted model, not a curated record